Molecule: messenger RNA, 5345 nt
Organism: Coregonus sp. 'balchen'
Lineage: Eukaryota; Metazoa; Chordata; Actinopteri; Salmoniformes; Salmonidae
Source: the annotation of a GenBank genome assembly
AUGUCUCUGCCACGCACGCUGGGCGAGCUGCAGCUGUACCGGGUGCUGCAGAGGGCCAACCUGCUGGCCUACUACGACACCUUCAUCCAGCAGGGUGGCGACGACGUGCAGCAGCUCUGUGAGGCUGCAGAGGACGAGUUCUUGGAGAUCAUGGCGCUGGUCGGCAUGGCGACCAAGCCACUGCACGUGCGCCGUCUGCAGAAGGCCCUCCGCGACUGGGCGGCCAACCCGGCCCUCUUCAACCAGCCCCUGGCCAAUGUGCCCCUGGGGGGCAUCCCACUGUUCAAGGUGGAUGGGACGGGUGCCAGCGGGACUGCUGCCGGAGGACUCAGGAAGUCCCUGAGCAAUGGGCAGCCGGGGUCGCCGUGUGACAGGGAGGACAGGGCAUGCCUCACCCCUAUGCACAGCGGGAGCCCCAGAAGCCCCUGCUCCCAGGCCUCACCGCAGCCCCAGGACACCCACUACAGGGACAAGCUGUCUCCAAUGGACCCCCACUGGCUCAGCCCUGAGCUGGACGGGAACAGCGCCUCAGCCUCAGGGGUGGACGAGGAGCAGCCCAGCCCACCUCUGCUCCCCCCGCGUCCCCCAGGUCCCUCCACGCCCCCGGCCUCCUCCUCCUCCCUCUCCCCGGCAGCCCUCUCGGCCUGGCCCGGGGGCCAGCUGGAUGGGGAGACGGCGCAGGCAGUGGGGGAGAGUGUGGACAGGCUCCUGAGGACCCUGCCCAGGUCGGACCCCAGAGAGGUGAAGACACUGCUGAGGAUGAACAAGAAGAUGGCCAAGACGGUGGGCCACAUCUUCAAGAUGGCACCCCAGGACGUGGCCAAGGAGGAGGAGAUCCGCAAGUACAGCCUCAUCUACGGCCGCUUCGACUCCAAGAGGAGGGAGGGCAAGCAGCUCACACAUCACGAGGUGAGGGCAUCAGUGUUUCCACUACAAGAGGUCUCUGUUUACCGGUAUAUGUGUGAGGCUUGAGCCUUGUCUUAUUUUUAUAAUUCUGUUCAUAUCAUUCUAACAUUCCCUUUCCCCUUUCACCUUAUUUGAUUCAGCUGAUCAUCAACGAAGCGGCCGCCCAGUUCUGUAUGCGUGACAACGCUCUGCUUCUGCGAAGGGUAGAGCUCUUCUCAUUGGCUAGACAGGUGGCGAGAGAAUGCGCCUACACCUCCACACUGAAGCAUACCAGGUAAGGGCACGAGCCUCCGCAGUUUAGGGUGUUCCCUACCCCUGUCUGAUGACCUUCUCACCCUCUCACCUUCUGUCUCUUCCUCUAUAACUAGGCUAUAUCCCCUAUGUGCCCUGGUCAAACGUAGUGCACUACAUAGGGAAUAGGGUACCAUUUGGGAUGCAGACAAAGAAACCCAAAUAGAGAGUGUUACGAUAUGAUAAAUUAAAAUAUGUCAUGUUCUCCUUUGCUUUGAGAAUAUAUGAUUCCUUUUCUCAACCAGAUAUGAUCGUAGAGUACUAUGUGGUUGCAGGCAGCAUUGGGGCGAAGAGAGGUGGGCGUAUAGAACAGAGGGAAAGCUGGGAACUCCCACAGCACACAUAGCUAAGCCUAGCCAAGGUCAUGCUAUUAGUCAGACAGCACUGCAGUCAGUGCAUCAGCUCCAAAACAAAGUCAUACUUUGUGACCAACAAAAUGAAAGCACAUUCAAACACUCAAGCAUCUCAUAUAAUCAAUAACAACAAAUUAAAUAUCUUUCAAACUCAAUGAAUAAUGUAUGUGCUUACUGUUAGCCACAAAUAGCCUCAAGGUUUGGUUACUCAACAUCAGUUUUUAUAUUGUAAUUGGAUAUAGUGAGCUACUACUUGCUAAUGAACAAACAGACAACAGGACCAACUGAAUCCUGGAGUUUGCACAAGAGGUUUGCUCUUCUGUUACUGCCUUUUUACUUUCUUAUACUUUCCUUCUCUUAUUACAGAACAAGUGCAGAUGACUGCAGCUUACCAUCCCAAAAGAGAGUAAAAAAUGAGGUGAGUGGGCUAAAGUCUCUGAACCCCUAACAGGAAAGAGUAAAACUAUACCAAACUCUAUCUCACUCUUGUUUAAAUGUGUUAUUGUGGGUGUACAAAAUCUGUUUUGUCAGUGUAAUAUUGGUAAUGUAUUGGAUACGGCAUUGGUUGACAAUGAGCUGUAAUUAGAAUAAAUUGCAAUAUUUCAUAUGCUGUCAUUUAUACCAUGGCUACUUUUCAAUUAGUCCUAUACUAUAUAUACAUUUAUACCAUAGGUACUUUUCAGUAGUAAUUGCAUUGUAAUUCACACAAAAUGAAGUUUUGGUGUGUGUUUCGGGUGAUAGUGUGGAAGUGUGUGUUUGAGAUGUUUUCUGUAUUUAAUGGUUGUGUGUGUGUUUCAGGUGAUAGUGUCAGAGAGUGUGUCCUCCCUCCAUGGUGUUGAGGGGUCAGAGGGCAUGUCCCAGAGGGCUGAUGAGGACAGCCUAUCAGGAGAGAGUCUGGACAGCUUAACACAAGGUAUGUAUGGUGUCCAGAUCAAAAUAUUAUUUCUUAAUAACAAUAGCAUGUAUAUCGGCUUAAGUCAAGUAAGUCUUGCAUGUAUAUACAGUAAUUGUUGAACACAUUUAGCACUGAUCUUGUACAGUAAGUGUCACUUAAUCACAUUCCAUUCCCAGACAUUCUUUAUGUGUUUCUGUAAAUGUCACAGAGCCCCACUGACUGUAAAGCACCAUUGAUAAUCAAGGCCAAAUAGUUCAUGUUUUCUGUAGUGUCAGGUUAUGUCCCAAAUGGCACCCUAUUCCCUACAUAGUGCACUACUUUUGACCGUAGCCCAAUAGACGGGUUGGCUGACAUCGUCACAAAAAAUUUGUGCGCAUCGAUGAGGCAGAAGGCCGAGUGGUGUUAUGAUUCUGAACGGUCAGAUAACUAGUAACAAUGACAAGAAGCUGCCAUGUGGGGAAUCGCAAGUGGCUCGUUUCAGCUCUUUGUAUCUUGUUAUUGAUACCAUGUCUUGUUUUGAGGUGUUUUGACUCAUGUCUAUGCUCAUAUGGCUAAAAUUCGCUAACUAGCUAACCAACAACUGUAACGAUGUAUUUGAGAGACAACAAGUGCUCAUUGUGCAAAUGUAUUUAUGUUUUCAAUAAACAUUUGGAGACUAAAAUUAAUUUAUACACGUUGUCAACAAUCUAUGCCAACCCCAUCUUUUUUGCCCCAUAGUUGCGCACGUGUCGGUUUUGUUGCUAAUCAACCAAACCGUCUAUGGGGAAUAGGGUGCCAUUUGGGACGCAGCUCAGCAGCCUCAGCAGCCUCAGCAGCCUCAGCAGCCUCAGCAGCCUCAGCAGCCUCAGCCUUGUCAAGAAGCAGAUAUAUGUGAUUGGUUCAAAAUGGCAUUCACACCUAACCCUGUCUGUCUUAAUAGACGUAGGCUCACAGUGCAACCAAUCUCCAUCCCCCCGCCCCCCCACCGACACCUCCAUACCUGCCAACUGGAGUCGCCAUCUCAUGCAACAAACGCUCAUGGAUGAGGGGCUGCGAUUGGCUAGGAUGGUGUCACAUGACCGCGCUGGCAAGGUCAGCCUUAGGUCAGAGGGGACACAUACCACAGGUGACUUUCUGAAUAAUGGCUUACAAACAUUAUCAUGCAAGAGUUAUCAUACUAACACUCUUAAAGUGAUAGUCUGACUUUUUCAGGCCUAAAACGUUUUUGUGAUGUUGAGAUGAGUCUGUCCCACAACAUUUGUUGUGUAGAUUCGGCAACAUGUCUCAAUCUCAAAUGAAUAGGAAAGAUAGGCAACGUCUAAUUUCAUCGUUUUUAAACAGUGUCUAUCUUUCCCAUUAAUUUGAGAUUGAGACAUACAGCCGAAUCUCACUAGAGCUACGCAACAGAUGGUGUGGGACAUUGACUGGCACAUUGACUCAUCCUGAUAUUAAACCACUUUUGAGGCCUGAAAACAUUUUACGAACUUACAUUUUGAAGUGAACUAUCACUUUAACAUACUGUCCCUGUAGCCAGUAUCGUUUACAUUGAUAACAAGUAGAAACUGAGGUAGGGUUAAAAGGCUGGAGAAAGAGUUUUGCUACUGUCAUUUAAAGACUGUUUCAAGGAUCUUCGGUUUGAACCCAAGUAGUCAGAAUCUCUAUUGUGAUUCCUCGCACUAGCCAGGGCUGAGUCUUUUCAGCUACUAACCAUACUGAAAGUUGUCAUGGAUGUCAGUACAGUCAAAUUGCCAUGAGGUCUAGUAGCCUGUGACACUUCAAAUUAUUGUACUUAACCCUUUCCUCUGUCACAUCUUAUCACGCAUCAUUAAAAUGUUAAAGGUACAGCCAUUCAGAUGUUAAUAAAACUACUGUGCCGUAGCACUAGGCUGUCACAGUUGGCAGGGUGGAGAAGAUACAGGGAGAUAGAGUGGGAGAAAGAAAGAGAGAAUGAUGGUGGGAGGGGCAGAGGAAGUGCUGUGGGGGCGGUAGAAACAGACCCCCCCCCCCCCCCCACUCCCUCGCUCCGCCACCGGCUGACGUCACAGUGUGUUAGGCGUGUGGGCUGAAGGGCGGGAUGGAUGGAGAGAGGGGGUGAAGGAGUGGGUGUAAUUGGAGGGGCGUUGCAUUGACUCACCGAGCGACAGAGAACAAAAAUAAAAACCAGUGGGCAGGGAAAUGGCACAGGCUUUUUUUCUCCCUCUCCCUCUCCCUCUACUUCUUAAGUAGAGGGGGGGAAACAACCAUUUCAUCUCUCUAUGAUGUCGGUCUCCCUCCAACUUCCCCUCCGUCGUCCUUUGUUCUAUCGCUCACUUUGGUUUCCUUCUCCUUUUCUGUUUCACUCUCUCCACGCAACACGACCUGUCUCCUCUGACUGUACUUUAACUGCACCUACUCCAGCUACAGUGUUAUCCUAUUAGCCUGUAAGUGGGCUCUCAUUCUGUCAGACAAAACCCUUGACAUUUAAUAUUCCAUUUCAAAUAUUAAAGCGUGCUACCAUAGUUGCAUGGUGUUGUUGUAUAUCCAGUCAUUACUUUGAGUAAGUGAAGUACUCGUAAAAGUUAUGACCCUAACCAAUCUGGUGUACAGUUGACCAUAGCAAGCACUCAAAGGUUCAGGGAGAGUAAUAAUGUAUUGUCAUCAUAUUGUCUCAGUCAGGCAUAUAGGCUAACAGCCCUCAUCUUUCCUCUUCCAGACUUUGAGGCCAAAGCGGAGAGGAGGAGCUCAGUAGCAGUGUGCAGGAGCAGCAGCCCUGGCAGCACCAAAGAUGACUCGGACCAAGGGGGAAAGUAGUGAAACUCAUCAUCCUGAGAACCCAUCAACAACCCUGCCUCUCAUCACCCUCAAUUCUGGAGGGCCAAACUCAGUAGGCUUUCCAUCUGUACUUAAACCACUAACAGUACUGGGGGAAUAAGGGGGAGGGG